UUUUGAAGGCUUUUAUAUAAUUAUUUGAUCUUCCAUAAGAAGUCCAUGAUUGUAUUCUCUUUUAUAUGAGGAAGUUAUCAACUAUUUGAAUUGCAAGAAGAGGGAGUCAGAGAUCAUGUUGAAAAGCAGAAAGAGAUGUUAGUUAGAGGCUACCUGAACAAGUGCAAUACCCAACAUUUGCUGACUAUUUACAAGGGCAAAGGAAUCUGUACCAGACAGAUUACUUACAUAACCUAGUUCAAUCAUUGCAGUAACCCUGUGAACUAGUUAUUAUGAUUCCUGUUUUGUAAGUGAAGAAACUGAGAUACAGUGCUAAAUUAAUUUGUCCAAGUUCAAGCAGGAAACAAGCACAGCCAGUAUUCAAAUCAAGGACCAUCAUGUUUCUGUUCCAUUUUCUGUUAUACUCGACUUCCUUUUGCAGAGGUCUGUCUACAGACGUCCAUUCCCCUUGCUAUUAAAUGAUGAAACUUUGUGAGUCUAAAAAAUCAGGAAUCGGAGUGAGAGCCAGCGUCGCGCAUCUCGGCAGAGCUGCAGGACCUCUUAAGGCAGCCACAGAGGGCUGUCCAGGGCCGGGCAGGAUUAUUCAAGAUAAAGUUGCAGCCAUUUUUGAUGAGGAUCAAUGAUCAAAAUUGUUCUUUUUAAAAAGACAUUUCCAAGUUAAACAUGAGAGAAAGGUAGUGGAAUCAUUUCACUUCCGACAGGAUAAAGUGUACAGUAUUUCACCGUCCCUUAUAAUGGAACCUUUAUAAGAUUCAUCGCUUGUCAUGCACCCAACUGGGAACAUGGAUGUUGGUUUUUCUCGUUCUGCUGUUCAGACACUGUCAAGAAGCCACUGCAAAAACAUCAAACAAAAAAUUUCUCAGUGGGAAAGAAGGACUAAUGGUACAUCUAAUCCAGCUAAGUGGCAUCCAAAGGACUUUGGAGUGAGGUACAACUAUCACCAAGAGAUUCUUCCUCAGAAAACGCCUGUUGCUGAGGGAAAGAACAAAAAGUUGGGAGUAACUAACUCUCAAAAUGUGGGUUUAGAUAUGAACAAAAGCCAUGAUCUAAGUGAGGAUGAAAAUGAGAAACAUGAAUAUUACGAUACACGCAUAUUUAAAAAUGAAUCAGAAUCCAAUUGGGUAUGUUCAAAGGUCAAACAGACAGAAAGCUGGAAAGAAGUUGUGUUAGGUCAAGAGACUUCAUUACCUCAAGGAAACUUUUACACCUCACAAAUAUUGUGGAAGAAAAUAGAAGCACUUCCCCCAGAUAAAGUCAUAAAUUUGGCUUUGGAACAUUGUGGCCCUCCAGAAAAAAAACUGAAUUGUAGCAUUCUGAAUAGUUCAUAUGGAAUAACCAAGAGCUUAGAAAAUAUUUACUCUAAACCUGAGGGUCAAGAAUGUGGACCUUCUAUAAAUCCUUUGCCAAAACCACAUAGGACAUUCAGAUACUUAUCUGAAUCUGGUGUUAUGCCAUAUAAAGAAAGAAACUGUGACAAAAAAUGCUGUGAAAAUAAUUCUUGUGCAGAAUCUACUUUGGCCUCUUCUCAGGAACCUGAACCAAAGAAAUAUGGUGGAAAAAUUAGAAGGAGAUCUAAAAGGAAAUCCUUUGAAUUUGAGGAUAUUCAGCACUUUUGAAAUCAGAAUUCACAGAAGAUUCAUGAAGAACUUGGGAGAAAUUCUGGUUCAGCACUUUAUUAUACACAAUCAGAGGAUAAUAUCUAUGAAGACAUCAUAUUUCCCACCAAAGAAAAUCCAUAUGAAGAUAUUCCAGUGCAGCCUUUGCCCUUGUGGAGAUCCCCUUCAGCAUAGAAGUUGCCACCCCCUAAAAGUGCUUUCAAAACACCCAAGCUUCCUCACAAACCACAGUUCCUUCACCGGAAGACUGUAGAACUGAAGAACUCGCAAACUUAUUUACAGUCAAAGCUUACGAAGGAUACCACUUUGCCUGUCACUUUAACUGAAUGGAAACUUUUCCAAGCUAGAGAAGUUGCAAACAGAAAAAGGAGAAAUCUUCCAAGGCUUGUAUUGAAAAUAGAUGAUGUAUUUCAGUCUAAGCGAGGAAAGAAGAAGGUAAAGUUACACCCUGACACUGGAAAGGAAGUACCUCCUUCAAAAGGAACCAGUGGGAAUGAAAGUGAUGGCGAGUAUCUGCCAAAGAAUCGCCACAAGCGCUUAGCACAACUGCAGCAGCCUUCCAAGAGGAAUCCUCACUACCAGACCUUGGAGCAGGAUCUUAUUGAACUGCAAGAGCAGCAGUUGUUUGAACUUUCUGUGGUGGUGUCUCUGCAGAAGCAGCCGUCAGGAAUAAGCUACACUCCCCAGGUCAUACAGCAGUUCCCUAGCAAGGGUGAUCAUGGCUAUAAGCAAUCAAAAGACACUGAAGAAUGGCUCAAAGUUAUCCCAAAAUUUUGUUUUCUGGAUUCAGAGGACUGGGUGCCAACCUCAGAACUCAAGAGUGAAACUUUCUUGUUCGUUUUGACUGGUGUAGAUGGAAGCUGGUGGUUUGGUUACUGUAAGAAGCUCUUGCCAGAAAGCAAAGGAAAGCAACUCCCUGAGGUGUACUGCAUGGUUAGUCGCCUAGGCUGCUUCAAUCUGUUUUCAAAGAUUCUGGAUGAAGUAGAGAAGAGAAGAGAAAUGUCUCCAGCCCUCGUUUACCCGUUCAUGCGAAGUGUCAUGGAGGCCCCUUUCCCAGCUCCCGGACGUAACAUCACAGUCAAGAGCUACCUCCCUGGGGCUGGAGAUGGGUCCAUUGAACUCUGCCGACCACUAGAUUCACAAUUGGAACAUGUGGAUUUUGAAUGCCUUUUUAAGUGCUUGAGCGUGUGCCAUCUCAUCCGGGUCUGUGCCUCUCUCCUUUUGGAGCGGAGGGUAAUCUUUGUUGCCAACAGCCUAAGCACACUGUCAAAAUGUGGUCAUGCCGUGGUAGCCACCCUGUAUCCAUUCACUUGGCAGCAUACCUACAUCCCAGUCCUGCCAGCAUCCAUGAUCGACAUCAUGUGCUCACCUACCCCUUUCCUCAUCGGGAUCCUGCCUUUCUCCUUACCGCAGCUGCAGGACCUGCCCAUUGAAGAGGUGCCGAUAGUUGAUCUCUGUGCUGACAAGUUCUUACAGGAAGUGUCUGAUGAGAAUGAAAUUCUACCACCUAAACUUCAAGCUGCCUUGAUACAGAUUUUAGAAGAACGAAAUGAAAUCUUAUCUCAGGAGAGAUUUUUUUCACAAGAUGUUACGCUCACUUCUCUGGUGUCUGAAGCAUUUGUGAAGUUUUUUGUGGAGCUGGUGGGACAUUAUUCUUUGAACAUGACUGUCACUGAGCACGGGGGGUAUGUAUUCCAAAGGGAGCCAUUCCGCAAGUCCCACACAUCCCGAAGUGUUCGCCAUUUCCUAGAUCUCUUCAUGGAGACUCAGAUGUUUGCAGGAUUCAUCCAGGACUGGGAGCUUCGGAAAAGUGGGGUUAAAGGUUUGUUUGAGGUUAGGGCUCUCCAGUAUUUGGAAACAAUUCCUGAGUCUGAGCCUAGUGGGGUGAAUAGAAUUUUGCGGAGUCUUGGAGUGAAAAUGAAAUUUUUGCAGAAGAAAUGAAUCUUUGUCUCCAUCUUAAAUAGAAUGAAAAGUGCCAAAAAAAAAAGUUUCUCUGAGGGUCAGGAUGCCUUUGAAGUAUUCUACAAAAUCUUUGAAAUUUUAAAAGGUUAAGAAGCAGCUCUAAGUUCUCAGAGGAAGAGUUCGUUUUGCUGUGGCACAGUCACUGGAGAACUGUUGGAAGUAACUGGAACUGAUGCUCUCUACUGCCACCAACAUGUUUUUCACUGUGGCCUCUUCUAUUUGAUUCUUGGGCUCAUUCUCUGUGUUAUAUGCUUAGUCUGUGACAGCCAUUGUCUUUACAAGGGAAAGGCUGUUAUUGAAUAUUUUUAAAAAUAAAAAGCUUAAAGAUGAGUCUAAUGAAAGAAAGGCUGGGUUUGGUGAACUAGAGACACACGAUUGAAAUGAUAGAGAUUAGCCUUACACACAUAAUUCUCAUCACUGAAUUACCAUGGCAGCUUUAAACUCAUGGGCUAAAAGCUGGGCUCUUCGGCACAUACCUGUAGUUCCAGCUACUUGGGAGGCUGAGGCAGAAAGAUCACAAAUUUUGAGUCCACCCUGCGCAACAGAAUGAGACCUUGUCUCAAAAUAAAAAUGUUGGUAAAGCCAUGGGUUGUUUGAAGUUUCAUCAUUUCUCUUUUUUUGUCUAAUAUCCUAUCAAAGGGAAUCUCUCUUAUGUGGAAGCCCUUGUUAUCAGAUAUUUAUAAAAGAAGACGAGUUCUGACUCUAAUCAGUAACUUCAUUAACCUAACAAAGUUACCUUGCCAGGGUGAAUUUACAAUGUAUAUGGCCUAUCCUGUGUCUAUGACUUGUAAAUAGGAACUGGAAUUGUAUUUACAUAUCAAAGACCACUAGGGAUGAGAUAAUGGCUAAAAAGGAUAUAAAAAGGGAAAUGCUGAACAAAGGGGGCUCAGAUAUUGACCAGACUGGUUUCUGGCAUUCUUGUCCGCUCACGAGAAGAAAUUUUAUUAUUUUAUCCGGAAAAAAAAAAAAAGAAGAUGUGUUGCAGCUCCUCCACAAUGUAUGACCCUUGAAUCAGCUUGUCCCUCACAUGCCAUUAUUACACUUUGCAUAUUAUAGCUAAUAUAAAAAUAUCCUUUCAAGGACAUGGGAACUACCUUUUUUGUACGCGUUCACCAUUUGGUGUGCAUCGUGGUAUAUGUAUAUAUGUCAUCUUAUUCAAGCCUUAAGUCAACUCUAUGAGAGAGAUAUUUCCAUCUCCAUUUUACUGAUGAUGAAGAAACUAAGUCAAAGAGACUUCUUAGCCAGUUAUAUAAUUCAGAUAUAUGUGAAGCAAAGACUUAUUUUAUGAACACAAAAACUUGUUUAGAGAUAAAAAUAUGAACUCUGUAGGAUUGUAGCUAUUUGAAAGGUUUUCUGUUACGUGUACCAGAGCCACCUCUCAGCUCUUAGGAUAAAGAACUUUAGAUUACAAGCACCUAGAUGAGGCUUUCUCCCCCUGCCCCCUUUUGGGUGUACUGGGAGUAGAAUCCAGGUUUUUGCACAUGCUAGGCGAAUGCUGUACCACUCAACUACACUCCCAGUGUUAGACUUUUCUUUUUUGACAGUACUAAGGACUGGACCCAGGGCCUUUGCACUGAGCUACACAUCACCAGCACCUUUUCAUUUUGAGGCAGGGUCUCACCAAAUUGCCUAGCCUGGCUUCCAACUUUUGAUCCUCCUGCUUCAGCCUCCCAGAGUGCUAGGAUUAUAGUUACGCACCACCACACUCAACCCACUGUGAGAUUCCCCUAAAAUUGUUGGACUUUUGCUUUAAUUAAAUGUGACUCAGAAUUUGAACAUUUCCUGAGCAUAUACCACAAUCACCCAGAUCUUUAAUAUCUAAAGCAGCAGUAGUGAUAAAGGGGUUUGUCAGUGAUGUGAUAUUCGUUGAUAAGUGUUAUAGGAAAUGUCAGCUUUGCUUUAACUUUUGUUAAUGGUUUUAACUGGUAAAGAAUAUAUUUAUUCAAAUUUAUAAAACCUUUUAAAUUGUAUUGUCAUAACAAUUUUUUGACUUGUAUAGUAUUAUCAAUAAAACCCCAUCAAGUGUGCUUAAAUGAGUCUGAAGCAGACACCACUUAAAACUCGUGCUGUGUAAUAUAGUUCUACAGAUGCGGUUCCAGGGACCAGAACUGGGCCUGUGUCUUUUAAAAUGAUUAAGCAGCUUACCCAAGUGGGGCAUCUGUCAAACAUCUCCCCAUUUGGUCUCUUACACUCCAGGAACAAUUAGUGAUUGAGGGUUUAUAAAAUGGGGACAGGAGGGUUGACUGGGGGAUCCUGUCUCCCUCUGCAAGGAGGCUUUACUUCAGGGAUGAGAGUGUGAUAUUCUCCCUGUGAUCCGAACCUGCUUCCUUUCCUUGUGUCUGUUGUGUUUUGAUUUUUGUAAAGUAUUGUGAAUUCUGAAUGUUUGUAAA
Molecule: messenger RNA, 5968 nt
Organism: Heterocephalus glaber (naked mole-rat)
Lineage: Eukaryota; Metazoa; Chordata; Mammalia; Rodentia; Bathyergidae
Source: RefSeq, a predicted model, not a curated record